AUGUCUGACCCGUCGGACCACGUCGUUUCCACGCCAGGAUUCAAGAUGGACCUGCCCAAGUUCUCUGGCUCGCCCGGCACCUUUCAUGCGUGGAGCAUUCGCAUGAAGAUGGCGCUCAAGCUCCGCGGCGACGACGUCUGGGCAGCUGUGGAGGCAGGAGCAUCGUCAUCGGGAGGUCCAAGCUCAGCGACACGCUCAAGUGCAAGGAGACCGACAGCAGGAGAUCACGCCAACCUCACCGCUGCAAACCUCAUCGCGUCCACGCUCUCAGGUUACCCCCUUCUCCUCUUCACCAACGGAGAAGCAGACGUCAACGCCGGCCAAGGAUGGGCCCGGCUCAAGGACCACUACGCUUCGCAGGACCGCCUCCGCAUCGCAGAGCUCAAGGAGGCGCAGCUUCACGUCCCCUGCGGCAACCUCGCCCGCUUCUUCGAGCGACACAUGGAGCUGCAGCAGCAGUUGCAGGACGCAGGCGUGCGCCAGGACAACGAGGACCUCUUCACCAUCGUCUGGAAGCAGCUGCCACGCUGGACAGCCCCGCUCACGCUUCCCUACUUUGCCAGCGGAAGACGCGGCUUCUCCAACAACAGCAACAACCACGGACGCCAGGGACGCAACAAUGGCAACAGCAACGGCAACAGCAACGGCAAGGGGCGCCGCUUCCGUGGCAACUGUCACUACUGUGGCAAGUAUGGACACCGUGCAGCAGAGUGUCGCAAGAAGCAACGCGACAACGGAGCAACAGGCUUCACUGCACAGGCACAGCAUCAACAUGGUCAAGACGCAGCAACCUUCGUCGCUGCCACAGCUACUACACCCACGCAGCUGCAUGACCCACUCACGUGGCUUGCAGACACGGGUGCUUCACACCACCUCACCUUCGUCAAGGACGCCUUCGUGGAGCUGACACCGCACCUGCAACAGCACCAUCCACGCCACAUCACUGCGUUUGGCGGCACACGUGUGCCCGUGCGCGGUGUUGGCUCUGUGCUGUUGCAUGCACGCACGACGAGCGGAGCCAGGAUGCAGAUUGUGCUACAGGAGUGCCUCUACGUGCCCGAGGGCCAGGCCAACCUCAUCGCCCUCGGUCGUCUGACCAGGGACAGCAGCGGCAGGCCAACGGGCCACUCGCAGCGUGAUGGCGCUGAUGGGCACUACGUGCGCUUCAGCCACGGAGCCGAGGUCAAGCUGAAGGAGCGCAACAGCCUCCGGUGCUGGCCCAUUGUUGCUGUUGGUCCAUCCACGGCACACGGUCUCACCGCCGAUGCCUGCAAGCAACCACAGCAACCCGCAGCAGCUCCUGCAGCCCAGAGCAAGGCGCACACACCAUCGAUGCAUGAGGUGCUUGGCCACCGCAACGACAACGACGUGCAGCAGUACUGCAAGCUGAUGGGCAUCGACGAUCGCAACGCCAUCAGCAGCAAGCAGUGUACAACGUGCGCAGUCACCAAGAGCACUCGUCACAGCGUCAGCAAGCACGCGGAGCGCACACAGGUGCCCGGCGAGCGCAUCCACGCCGACAUCGUCGACUGGACCGCGGACUCACCCACGGGCAAGCGCUACAGCCUCGUCAUCGUCGAUGAGGGCAGCAAGCUCCUGCAUGCAGUCCAUCUCAAUGCCAAGAAGGACGCAGUUGCCGCGUUCCAGUCUUUCCUGCGCGAGACCAAGCUCCCCAUCUCACCCACAACAACAGCACUCCAGACGGAUUCCGAUGCCAUCUUCCUCGGAGCUGACUUCCAGGCCAUCGUCAAGAAGCACCUGAAGCAGCACCAGCAGUCCCCGCCGUACACCCAGGCGCAGAAUGGCAUCGUCGAGCGACAGGUGCGCACCCUCUCCGACAUGGUGCGAGCCAUGAUCACGGACGUCAGCUUCGCGUGCGGACUGCUCUGCCGUUACAUGGACCGUUACACGACGGUCCACUGGCAGGCAGCCAAGCACGUCGUGCGGUACCUGAAGGCGACGAGCGAGCACGGCCUCCUCUACAAGCGACGCAGCGGCACGCGCAAGGACCAGCCGCUGGACCUUGUGUGCUACAGCGAUGCCAGCUUCGGAACGGACCAGCUGACGGGCCGCUCCACGACGGGCUUCACCUGCUACAUCAACGGCUGUCUUGUGUCUUGGAGCAGCCGGCUGCAACCCACGGUUGCGCUGAGCACCGCCGAGGCCGAGUACAUGGCCAUCUCCGCUGCAGCGCAGGAUGUCGUCUUCCUGCGGCAGCUGCUCAUGGACCUCGACGAGCCCGAGGCUGGAGCCACCAAGAUGCUGACAGAUAACCAGGCGGCCAUCGCCAUCGGCAACGACCACGUCACCAAGCCGCGCACGAAGCACAUCCGGGUACGCCACCACUUCGUGCGGGAGCUCAUCGCCGACGGAACCAUUGUGCUGCAGCACUGUCCCGGCACGCAGAUGGUUGCCGACGCGCUGACAAAGGCACUAGACAAGCAGACCUUCGAGCAGCACCUGCCACGACUGGUGGGAACUUCGACGGCUGAGGCGGAGCAGAGGAAGGCAGUUGAGGGGGAGUGUUGA
Salpingoeca rosetta is the source of this 2529-nucleotide messenger RNA. RefSeq lists its product as uncharacterized. Lineage: Eukaryota; Choanoflagellata; Craspedida; Salpingoecidae. The transcript has 3 exons. Gene Ontology annotation, molecular function: zinc ion binding; nucleic acid binding. Gene Ontology annotation, biological process: DNA integration. Bases 1 to 2529 code for a protein of 842 amino acids. The record is from RefSeq and is a predicted model, not a curated record.